Lutra lutra (Eurasian river otter) is the source of this 430-nucleotide messenger RNA. Its product is annotated as 40S ribosomal protein S27-like. The transcript has a single exon. Gene Ontology annotation, cellular component: cytosolic small ribosomal subunit; ribosome. Lineage: Eukaryota; Metazoa; Chordata; Mammalia; Carnivora; Mustelidae. Bases 208 to 366 code for a protein of 52 amino acids. The record is from RefSeq and is a predicted model, not a curated record. Gene Ontology annotation, molecular function: structural constituent of ribosome; RNA binding. Gene Ontology annotation, biological process: translation; ribosomal small subunit assembly.
GCGCGCGGCCCGAGGCGGGGGGUAAGAUGGCGGCCCCGCUGCGGACGCCAGGCGGCGCGAGCUGCCGCUGCCGCCGGGGCGGCCGCCGCCUUGACCGCGCCUGUCUGCCUCUCGUAGCUCGCGAAGGACCUCCUGCAUCCGUCCCCGGAAGAGGAGAAGAGGAAGCACAAGAAGAAGCGCCUGGUGCAGAGCCCCAACUCCUACUUCAUGGACGUGAAGUGCCCGGGAUGCUACAAAAUCACCACCGUCUUCAGCCACGCACAAACGGUAGAUCUGUGUGUGGGCUGCUUCACUGUCCUCUGCCAGCCCACGGGAGGAAAGGCGAGGCUUACAGAAGGAUGCUCCUUCAGGCGGAAGCAGCACUAAAAGCACCUGGAGUCAGUAUGAGUGGGACACUACCCCAAUAAACAGAUUUUGGAUAAAAAAAAAA